AUGUUAAUGACAACCGAGGAGAGGACGCAAUACGUUAUGAAAUGGAGGCACAAGCUCAGAUUACCAUUCUGCAUGAAUAGCGAGCAUUGCUACUUCCACAUCAGCCCCAACAUCGUCGUAUUUCAACAAUUCACCCCUGGCAUGUACUUGAGCGUGAUGGUGACGAUUCGAAACGUGACGCCGGUAUCGAGAUACGUGAAAAACAUCUACGAGACUAAUCCUUUCUUCGCCGUGGAAUUUUGUGGUGCCAAUUUCUCGACGAUGAUCGCGCCUGGUCUCUCCGUUACUUACAAAGUGAAAUUCAUGCCCGAGAGAAAGGAAGAUUAUCAAUAUCAGUUAAAAUUCGCGACAGAUAUUGGAGACAUAAUCAUACCUGUCAUAGCGAUCAGUCCGAGAGGGAUCUUGGAUUUUCCCGAUCGUAUCGAGAUACCGGCUACAGCGGCCAAGAUCCCCUCUUUGAAAACGAUAUUUGUGCGCAAUGUGGGGGAUAUAGCAGCUGCUUUCACUCUUUAUACCGACAACCCUUGCUUCUGGAUCGAGCCUUCGAAGGGAAGAAUAGAGGAGGAGGAAUCGCUUCAGUUUAUCGUACACUUUUUGUCCAACAAGGCUGGAGAUUUCGAGGCGAACCUGUUCCUCGAAUACGACACCGGUGAAAAGUUGUGUAUCGAUCUGCAGAGUUCGGCCGAAAAUUGUCAAAUUCGAAUCGACAGAGGCACAGUCAGAUUGGAGGAGACAUUCUUGGGCCUGUCGAGGAGCAAGACCCUGUUGAUCCACAAUAGAAGCAAUUACACGGUCAAGUAUAAGUGGAUGCUUUUCGAGAGCAUCGAGGCGGACAACGAGCGAAAAGAACAUUACAAGAAAUUGAGCCAACUGAUUUACGAGAACGAGCUGCCCCGUUGCGUCAACCUCGAUUAUUACAACGUGUGUACACCUAAUAUCCAUAAACUGAUUUAUCAACGUAUCUACACGGAUCAGCUCGAGUCGCUGGUGAAAGAAACGUUCGAGUAUAAAAACAUGUAUUUCUUUCUCUCACCCAUAGAGGCAGAAAUUUGGCCGCAAUCGUCCAUCGAAGUGACAGUCUAUUUUCGCGCGGUGGAGCUCGGUGAAAUAACGAGCACCGCUUAUCUAGAGGUAACUGGUCGCGAAGAAAGGAUACCAGUGACUCUUUACGGAACAGGGAAAGGACCGAUUUUACAGUUGAACGUUCUCACCAUCGAUUUGAGCAACAUCUACAUGUGUUCCGUGCACAAUUACGAGAUAAUAGCUGGGAACAGAGGGCACAUUUGCGGAACACUGAUUUACAAGGAAAAGCCAACCGAUUUCGGUGGCACGAUCAACGUGACACCCCCCAGUCUCAAUCUGAAACCGGACGAGCUGAAAUCCUUCAAUUUGUCGUUUUCCUCGAAUUAUAAGGGGAUCGAUGGAGGAAUGAUCUACCGGUCGACACGACACGAGACACCCCUUCUCACGAUGCGUCGCCUCUUUGCGUGUUACAGGGGUUGCAUCAUAUGCCCGACUCUGCACUUCGACAAGGAGAGCCUCGAUUUCGGGACGACGGCCCUCGGUUUCAGUACGAGGCAAGACGUAUAUUUGCAUAAUCUAGCCCUGAUACCAGUUGCCUUCACCUUAACCGUGCUGAACGACGGGGAUGAAGUGGCAUUGACUCACGAAGAGUUCGCGAGAAGUCAAACGAAACCGUCCUUCCCGAGCAAUCCCCGAGAAUUCGAGGUCUCGCCCGAGGAAGGGGUUGUAGCUUCCAACGAUUCCAUGAGAAUCAAGCUGAUUUACACGGCCAAUAUCGCGCGCAUCGGUCACACGAUGAUUCAAGUCGACAUGUGGGAUUCCGGCUCUCACCCCGUCCUGUUGCCGAUCACAUUCAGCGGCAAAGUGUCUCCAUUGACGAUCGUUCCCCAGGACAUCACGGUCCGAUUCUGCUUCCUCAAUUAUCCGUAUUCCAGAACCAUCGACGUGACCAACAAUUCGGACAUAGACGGAUACUUUUAUUUCAUACCGCAACAAGUCACGGAAGACGAAACGAUGAUAUGCUCGUUCUCCAAGUAUCAAGGAUACGUGAAAUCUCACAAAUCGUGUACAAUCGAUGUCACUAUUAUGAUGAAGGAUUUAGGCACUUACACACUCACGUUAAAGUAA
Apis dorsata (giant honeybee) is the source of this 2151-nucleotide messenger RNA. RefSeq names its product hydrocephalus-inducing protein homolog. Gene Ontology annotation, cellular component: axoneme. Gene Ontology annotation, biological process: axonemal central apparatus assembly; cilium movement. NCBI's taxonomy places the organism in Eukaryota, Metazoa, Arthropoda, Insecta, Hymenoptera, Apidae. The transcript has 13 exons. The record is from RefSeq and is a predicted model, not a curated record. The coding region runs from base 1 to 2151 and encodes 716 amino acids.